AACCUAAUUAAAGAAUCCGCUGUACAGAUGUUAUCUGUUACAUUUUUAAAAAAUUUGCAUUUGGCAGUCCCUUCAAUAGCUUGCUUCUGGAUUAAUGUCAGUAAACGUCACCGUCUCUUAGGAAUUUUCCAAAAAAGAACAAACUACAUCAACAACUCCAACAUGUCCAAAUUUUUUGCAACUGGUGGUUCCGAUUCCGAAUCCGAAUCCAGUGAGGAGGAGGUACAAGCACCAGCAUUUGGAAAGCAACAAGCUUAUGCUUAUAGCGAUGAUGAAGUUGAGGAAAAACGUGUGGUGCGUUCCACAAAGGAAAAACGUUAUGAAGAUAUCACCAGUAUCAUCAAGAACAUUCGCAACUACAAGAAAAUCAAGGAUUUGUCCAGUGUAUUGACCAGCUUCGAAGAACUUGUUCGCGCUUACACCAAAGCUCUUCCGGUCAUUUCCAAAGAGGAAAACGGUGUUACUCCGAGAUUCUAUGUUCGUUGUCUGGCUGAAUUGGAAGAUUUUAUCAAUGACAUCUGGGACGACCGUGAGGGAAGAAAGAAUCUAAACAAAAAUAAUUCCAAAUCCCUUGGCACACUGCGCCAAAAAGUCCGAAAGUACAUUAAGGACUUUGAGGAUCAACUAAUUAAGUUCCGUGAAGCUCCUGAUCAAGAGAGCGAGGAGGAAGAAGAAAGGCCAGAACCGGAUUCCGAAAGCGAAGAAGACGUGGCAGCGCCACAAAAGGCUGUAUCAUUCCGGAAAGAUGUGGAGAAGGUUGUCAAAGCGCCAAAGGAUGAAGACUCGGAUGAUUCAAUUGAUUGGGGGUCGGACAGUGAAUCGGAGUCUUCAUCGUCCGAGGACGAUGGCCAAUACUUGAGUAUGAGGGAUCGUUUUAAAAAGCGCACAACUGACAAAGAGGAAAAAGACGAUGAUGAGAAGACCAAAAAGGAGAAGAAAGAAAAGAAAGUUAAGAAAGUGAAGAUCCAUGGAAAACGUGAAGAAGAUGACGAGGAGGGUGAAUGGGAGACAGUUACCAAGGGAUCAACAGUUGAGAAGCCCAAAAUGUUUGCCAAGGAUGCGGAAAUCGAUAUAAAUCUCGUACUUGCGAAGUUAAACGAGAUCAUGUCUGCUCACGGCAAAAAGCGUACCGACCGUCGCGCCCAGAUUGAUCUACUCUACGAAUUAAAGGAUAUUGCCGAAGCAAACAAUCUAGGUAAUGCGGUAUCAAUAAAAAUUCGUUUUAGCAUCAUUUCCGCUAUCUACGACUAUAACCCGAAGAUUUCUGAGCCAAUGAAACUUGAACAUUGGCAAAAACUUUUGCAAGUCAUGCCGGACAUGCUCAACACUUUGCUGGCUAACAAUGAUAUCAUCAUGACGGAAAAUGUCUCUGAGGAGGCUGAAGAGUAUUCUACUGCACCAUUCUAUAUUCGCGGUUGCGCAUUGGCUGCAGUUGAGCGCUUAGAUGACGAGUUCACCAAACUUUUAAAGGAGUGUGAUCCGCAUUCCAAUGAUUAUGUUGCAAGACUUAAAGACGAAGUUGCUGUAACAAAAAUUAUUGAAAGUGUUCUUAAGUAUUUCGAACGCGUUGGUAACAACAAUGAGUUGUGCAGAGUUUAUUUGCGUAAAAUCGAACAUUUAUACUACAAAUUUGAUCCAGAAGUUCUAAAGAAAAAGAACGGCGAUUUACCUGAAACUACGAAAACAUCCGUAGAGGUAAUGGAAAAAUUGUGCAAAUUUAUAUACUCAAAGGACGACACAGAUCGUAUUCGUACUAGAGCUAUAUUGGCGCACAUUUAUCAUCAUGCAAUGCAUGACAACUGGUUCCAAGCGCGUGAUUUGGUGCUUAUGUCACACUUGCAAGACAAUAUCGAUGUUGCUGAUCCAUCUACAAGAAUUUUGUACAAUCGUAUGAUGGCCAAUUUGGGAUUGUGUGCUUUUAGACAGGAAAAUGUUAAGGAUGCGCAUCAUUGCUUGGUAGACCUUAUGGUAACAGGUAAACCCAAGGAGUUGCUUGCUCAGGGUUUGUUGCCGCAGAGGCAGCAUGAACGAUCUGCUGAGCAGGAAAAAAUCGAAAAGCAGCGGCAAAUGCCCUUCCACAUGCACAUCAAUUUAGAGCUUUUGGAAUGCGUUUACUUGGUUUCAGCUAUGCUUUUAGAAAUUCCAUACAUAGCAGCUCACGAGUUUGAUGCUAGAAGAAGGAUGAUCAGUAAAACUUUUUACCAACAGCUUCGUUCCUCCGAAAGACAGCCUUUGGUUGGUCCUCCAGAGUCGAUGCGAGAACAUGUAGUAGCCGCUGCAAAAGCAAUGCGAUGUGGAAAUUGGCAAGCCUGUGCCAACUUUAUUGUAAACAAAAAGAUGAACACAAAAGUUUGGGAUUUGUUCUACGAGGCAGAUAAAGUUCGUGAUAUGCUGACCAAAUUCAUCAAAGAAGAAAGCUUAAGAACUUAUUUGUUCACUUACUCGAAUGUGUAUACUUCCAUCAGCAUACCAUCAUUGGCACAGAUGUACGAGUUGCCUGUUCAGAAAGUUCACUCUCUCAUAAGCAAAAUGAUCAUCAACGAAGAACUCAUGGCUAGUUUAGAUGAUCCAACUGAAACCGUAGUAAUGCACCGAUCGGAGCCAUCUAGGCUGCAGGCCUUGGCCAUGCAAUUCACUGACAAAGUCACUAAUUUGGUGGACGUCAACGAAAAGGUAUUCGACAUGAAGUUGGGCAAUUUCUUGCAACGUGGAAAUAUGGGAAAUCGCGAUCGUGGUUACAACCGCAAUCAGAACAACCAGGGCGGAAACUGGGGAGGUCAGCGCCGAGGUAACCGAAACCAACAAGGUCGCAACCAACGUAACCAGCAACAUCAUCAUCAACAGCAGCAACAGCAACAGCAACAAACCAUUGAAGAAGAGUAGACUACUACUAAAGCUCUUCUUAAUUCAAAAGCGCAUUUUUUUCAUCCGAUUCAUCUAUAUCUGGAAUCAAUUAAAAACUAGAAUAAUAAUAAAUAAUGUUGAAUUACGACAAUAACCCAAUCUUAUGUACUUCCCGGCCUAAGGCAGAAUACCAAAGUGUGUUCUACCUUAGGCCGGGAACAAAAUAACAAUCAGAAGACGUACAUUAGUAUGGAGGAUUGGUGUUAUGUAUUCAGUUUGUUUAUUUUAAAGUUUGGUACUAAUGUUCUUAUUUUUAAUCAAAAGAAUAACUUCAAUAAAAAAAAGAGCGCUAAAAAAUAA
Messenger RNA from Episyrphus balteatus (marmalade hoverfly), 3204 nucleotides. RefSeq names its product eukaryotic translation initiation factor 3 subunit C (gene eIF3c). Gene Ontology annotation, cellular component: eukaryotic translation initiation factor 3 complex. The transcript has 4 exons. The record is from RefSeq and is a predicted model, not a curated record. Gene Ontology annotation, biological process: translational initiation. The coding region runs from base 28 to 2883 and encodes 951 amino acids. Gene Ontology annotation, molecular function: translation initiation factor binding; RNA binding; translation initiation factor activity. Lineage: Eukaryota; Metazoa; Arthropoda; Insecta; Diptera; Syrphidae.